Molecule: messenger RNA, 2117 nt
Organism: Paramecium sonneborni
Lineage: Eukaryota; Ciliophora; Oligohymenophorea; Peniculida; Parameciidae
Source: the annotation of a GenBank genome assembly
GAUUAUGUUUGUAAUUCGUUUCUUACCUUUUCUACUUCUUCUUACCUUUUCAAUUAUUGUAGAAAGGCCUAUUACAUAAAUAUCAUGGUGUGGAGCUUCUAUUAUUUAUACAAGAGAAGAUGAAACAAUACCUUAAUUUCAAGGUUUGGAAGAAGAAAAAACAAUUUUUUUCAUUACUGAAGCUCAUCUUAUAUAUUAAAGUAAUGGAACUGUUUGGAAUUAAAUUGAGGGUUUAUUUGAAGAUAUUUAGGUAUCUCCUGCAGAUUCACGUGUUAUAUAUUUAUUUGGUCAAUAAGGUUAGAAAAGCUAUAGAACAAAUGAUUGUGGUGAAAAUUUCGAGGAAAUAAACAUAGAUGGUUUUUAUGGAUUUAGAUUAAAUAAAAUGAGUUGGAAAUGGAUGUUAGCAUUUAAAAAAUAGUAAUGUGAUCAUUUUGACAUGGAUUGUAGAGAGCCAUAUAAUAAUUAAUUAUUUUAUUCUGAAGAUGGAGCAAAGACAUGGUUACCAUCAUUUAAAAAUUGUAGAGAAGCUUCAUGGGAUAAAGUUAUAGAAGAUAUUGCAGUUCCAGAUGAAAGAUCUAUAGUAUUAUUUUCUUAUGAGAAUUAAACUUAAUUGAUUUACUCUGAUGAUUUUACUAAUUAUCAUACUUUAAUGGUUGGUGCAUAAGGUUACUAUUAAACUUAGAAAUAUUUAUUUGUUUUAACAUCUUCUAAUAAUGGAGGAUAUGAAUUACAUUAUGGUCAUUCAAAACUGGAAGAAUUUUAAGAGAAAUUAGUAGAGUUACCAUUGCAAAUUUUAAAAGAAUUUUCAUAUACAGUUUUGGAUACUGAAAAUGGUAGAAUAUACUUAUCUGUUUCUCAUUAUUAAUAAGAACAAUCAAUAACUAAUGUUUAUAUUAGUAAUUAAUUAGGUAAAGAUUUCUAAAUAGUUUUAACAAAUAAUGUUCGAUCAACAUCAGAUGGAAAUUGUGAUUUUGAAAAACUUUUAGGUUUAACAUAAACUUAUGUAGCAAAUACAUAUGAUUAAAGAGAUUAAAAAGCUAAAUCAACAGUUAUUAGUUUUAAUGGAGGAAAGAAAUGGGAAUCUAUAAAAGCUCCAAAAUUUGAUUCAGAAGGGAAUAUAGUGGAAUGUGGAGGAGAAUGCUCUUUACAUUUUGUAGGAAGAACUGAAUCUUAUAGAUAAACAAUAUAUACAGUAGAUUAAGCACCUGGUAUAGUUUUAGGAGUUGGAAAUGUUGGAUUAUUUAUAACAUAAGAACAAAAUACAUAUAUGUCAGCAGAUGGAGGAUAGAAUUGGAUUGAAGUAAGAAAAGGUUCUCAUGUGUUUGAGAUUGCAGAUUUUGGAGGGAUUAUUGUAAUGGCAAAAGAUUUUGAACCUACCAAUGAAAUUAUUUAUUCUAUUGAUUAUGGUAAAACAUGGAAAACUAAAAUCAUUUAUGAUGAUUUAUUUAUAGCCCAAAAUUUAGUUACUGAGGCUUCUGGUACAGUUAGAUAAUUUCUUAUUUAUGGCAAAACUGAUAAAGGGGAAGGAAUCAUCUUAAGAUUAGAUUUUAGUGACAUCUUUUAAAGAGAUUGUAAGUCAAAUUUAGAUUAUGAUAUAUGGAAUUCUAAAUGUAUUGAUGGAUCUUAAACUAAAUAUUAUAGGAAAAAAGAAAAUUCAGAAUGUUUUAAUCCAAAAUAGAUGAUUACUAAAAAAAUUAUUGAACCUUGUCCCUGUAAAAGGGAAGAUUGGAUUUGUGCCUCAGGAUAUGCUAGUUAAUUAGAAGGAGGAGAUUGUUUACCUAUUGUAAAUAUUUCUGAUUAUUGUGAACCUGGUACAACUUAUUUCAAAUCAUAAGGAUACAUUAAAUUAACUUAAUGUGUUGGAGGGUAUAUUUUUGUAUAAUUAAAUAAGUCUAGAUUUAGAUUCUAUUGAAACUUAUUGUCCUAAAAACUUCAACUUUAAUGAAAUCCUUCUAUAUUUAACAAUAAUUGCAUUACUUGUUUUUCUCAUUUUCUUUGCCUAUGCAAUUAUAAGAAGAAUGUUAGCAUCUGGUGAUAAAAGUAAAGAUCCAAAUGUCAAUAUAUAUAAUUAAAUGGAGUUUUAAGAAGAUGAUGAUGAAGAAGAUUAAUAAUUAUGA